Callithrix jacchus (white-tufted-ear marmoset) is the source of this 15006-nucleotide messenger RNA. The record is from RefSeq and is a predicted model, not a curated record. Lineage: Eukaryota; Metazoa; Chordata; Mammalia; Primates; Cebidae.
UGCCACUGUGCCCAGCAAUAAAGUGAUUCUUUUCUUAUUAGACUAAGAAACUAAAGGAAAAGGAGAAGAAAGAGAAUGUGGGUGACUCUGCCACCAACUUUUGAUGAUUCUUGAUGAUGAAUUGGAGAAGCUGGAAAAAGCUAAAGGAACAUAGAAUUGAACAUACUUUUUAUUUGACUGUGAUUACAGUCAGGCAAAUAUUCCUUGAAUUUGUCUCUAAUUCAGCACUUCCUUAGUUAUUGUGCAUUAUUUGAAUGGGCUGUUGAGUUCUAAUGGGCCAUUAUGUAUAAUUUGUAAACGGCUAUUACACAUGGAGAGGACUAACUCAUUCAACAGCUAUUCAUGGAGUGCAGGCAUGGGAAUUGUAGGGUAAAUAAGAUAGGUGAGGUAUUUGUUUUCAUAGAAUUUACAUUCUCAUUGGGGCAUACAGACAAUAAAUACAUAAGCAAAGAAGUUAAGUUCUGACAGUAAUAAGUGCUAUGAAGAAAAUGAAACAGGUCUUGGGAUAGAGAGAUGAGCUGCGCUAAUAGGAGGCUCAGAGGAGGACAGGUAACUUUUUUUUAUAUGGUGGCUUUUUUUUUUUUUUAUGGAGUCUUGCUCUGUUGCGCCCAGGCUGAAGUGCAGUGGUGCAAUCUUGUUCACUCCGCCUCCUGGUUCAAGUGAUUAUCCCACCUCCGUCUCCCAAGUAGCUGGGAUUACGGGUGCCCGCCCAUGCCUGGCUAAUUUAUUUGUAUUUUUUUAGUAGAGACAGAGUUUCACCAUAUUGGCCAGGCUGGUCUCAAACUCCUGGCAUCAGGUGAUCCACCCACCUCAGCCUCCCAAAGUUCUGAGAUUACAGGCAUGAGCCACCACACCUGGCCACAAUGACUGGUGACUUUUGAACUGAAACCUAAAUAGUAGGAAAGAACCAGUCACAUGGAGAUGUGGGCCAUUACAGGCAAGGAGAAAAAUCCCAAGACCAAGGGCCUUGACAUGGUAACAAUCUUAGCAUGUUGAAGGAGAUGAAAGGAAGCCAGUAUGACAGAACUGCAGUGAACGGGGUUGGGGCCACAUCACGUAGGGCCUCAUAGGCCAUAGUAAGAACUGUAUUCUAAGUAUAGCACGAGACUAUUGGAGGAUUUUAAGCAAAAGAACAACAUUAUCAACUUUAUUUCUUGAAAUCGCGCUGAGAUUCCUUUUUCAAGGAAUAGAGUCAGUGAGGGAAAGGGGGAAACAGAAAGACCAGUUAGGAAGUUAUUACACCAAUCUAGAGAGAUGGUGGUAGCUUGCCUCAGGGUGGUAGCAGUGAAGCUGGCUGAAGUGAUGAAAUUUGGGAGGGAUAGGAUCAAUUGAGUUGCAGAUGGUUGAAUAAAAGGAUUAAGGGAAGAAACAGUGGAGGAGACACUGGGUUUUAUCUGAAUAAUUGGAAUGAUAAUGAGAUCAUGAGUCAAGAUGGGGAAAACUGGAGAACAGCAAAUUUGUAGAGUAGAGGUUGGGGGGUGGGGAACAGCAGAAUUGAGGUUCUGUUUUAGAUUUAUUAUGUUGGAUAGACCAAUCUGACAUUUGGGCAAGUAACUGUACACAAGAGUUUGGAAUCUGAGGGAAAGAGAGCUAGAGAGGUGAAGUUGAAUGUUACUAAUUUUAUAUAAAUAAUAUUUAAGGUCAUAGGACUGAAAUCUCUCAUCUUAGGAAACAAUGUAGAUAGAGAUAUGAAGACCAAGCUCUGGGACACAUCAACCUCACAAGGAGAUGGACCCAGCAAAGGCUACUUAAAAGAAACUGUGAGCUGGGGACAAAGAGAAAAACUCAGUAGGGUGUGGUGGCGUGGAAGUCAAGAAAAGGAAAGUGUUUACGGAGGCAAUGGUGAGCUGCGAUGAAUGCUGCUGAGGGGUCCAUGACAGAAACACAAAUCACUGACUUGGCAAGAGGUGACUUUGAUAGAGCAGUUACUGAGGAUGGAGAAGGAAGAAGGCUGAACUGCAGGGGGUUGAAGGGAGAAUGGGAAAUGACAAAAUGGAAACAGGUAGAAACAAUUUAUGUUUGGGGUUUCUGUCAUCAUUUUAGCUAGUGAUAUGGUAAUGAGGUAGGACUAUAAGCAGUAUUGCUAGAAAAACUCCCAAGUCUGAGGCUUUAAAAAGGUGAAUAAAAACUAAUACAUAUUCCUAGGAAAUUUGAUUGGCUGUGUUUGCUUGGGGGGAUGAAGUUUUCUUGGAGACACCUUGAUGAGAAUCCAUAAGGCCCUUACAAUUCUUGAAUACUAAUUUUUUGGAUCUGUUUCCUGUAGCUCUUCCCCUCAAAUUGAACAAAAAGCAAUAGUAAGAAAAACCCAGCAUUUAUAGGGCAGAUAGUAUGCAGUUUAAAGGUGUUUUUGCUCAUUUUAUCUUCAUAAUUUCUCAGGAGGUAGGGGCUGUUAUAAUCCCUUUUUUGAUAAGGUAACAUGACUCUUCUAAACUCCAGGUGACCAAUUGUUCAUUGAAAUCUUGCAGACAGGUGUGAUGGCUCAUGUCUGUAAUCUCAGCACUUUGGGAGGCUGAGGCAGGAGGAUCACUUGAGGCCAGGAGUUUGAGAGCAGCUUGGCCAACCUGGUCAAGUUGGUGAUUCUCAUGCCUCAGCACACAGAUAUGUGCUACCACAUAAAGACUCACCAGGUUGAGUAGUACCAGCUACUCAGGAGGCUGAGGCAUGAGAAUCACUUGAACCUAAGAGGUGGAGGUUGCAGUGGAGCAUCACUGCAUUCCAGCCUGGGGGACAGAGUAAGACUGUCUCAAAAAAAAGAAAAAGAAAUCUUGUAACACACCUGGUACUUGAGUUGGGUAGUGCCUUUGUUUUAGCAAAAAUCUUCAUUUUCUCUCUCUCCUUCUCACCUAAAUACCGAAUAGUAUGUUUAAAUAAUAGCAUUGGGAUUGGAACCCAGGCAGUCUGGGAGCUCCAGGCUCCUAGUCUUAACCAAUAUGCUAUCCUCUAAUACCAGACAAAUGGAAGGGAGACUGUGGAAGGGAAAAACAGAAGAUAUUUUAUCAAAUCAGUAUUGGUACAGAAUGGCAUAGAUGUUAUAAUGCAUUGAGCUAGAAUGGAAAAUUUUAUUCUGCAGACGCCUUCUUAAUGGUGUUUUUAAAUCUGCGUGCCAGUAAAGCCCACACUAAUGGAAUGCUAGUCCUCAAUAUUCUCCCCAACAUCCAUUCUCACUCUGCUAAUAAACUGUCCCUCAAAAUCAAAAGGAGAGUGUCACACAUACACACUUUCCUUUUGGAAAGCAUUUUGGUAUUUUUCUACCUGACAGCUAGGAAAACAGAUGGUUGAUUGAUUGGUUGCCUUUAUUAUUUUUAAGACUGCCUCUUAUUUUGUGUGUAGAAUUAGGGGCGUUUCCUGAGGAGUGAUAAGUCCCCAGGAGGAGACCUUAUCCUCUAAGGUAUAGAAAGGCCUAGCAGACAUUGAUGGCCAGGAAGUGCCCUAGACUGGAAUUAUUUUUGUUGUUCUAAUCUGAAAAUGACAACAUAGAACACAGCCAGCAGCAUACAGCAUUUUAUUAUGGUGAUGCAGCUUUAAUUGGUAUGUAGAGGGCAUGCCUGUGAAAUUAGUCCUUAGUAUAUUGGCCAAUCAGAUCACUUUCAACAUUUCUCAAUGUUUAGUUUCAUCUUAUAAUUAAAUAAUAAUCAUCACUUCCUGUCAGCUAAUGACUAGCUAGAAGAGUUAGAAGCUUCAUUAGGUUUGUAAUUUAUCAAACUGUAAGCUUUUCAUCAGAAGUGUUGCAAAAAGAAAAAGCAUCUUCGAAUUCCAAAAUUAUUCAAAACAAUCUCUAACCGUAUUUCAUAUAUGUAUUCACUUGUUCUUUGAAGGCUGACUUUAUUUUUUAAACUUUUAAAAAUAACUGUGUUUCAUUAUAUAAGCAGGAAAAAAUGUGUGACUUGGAGAAGGAAACAGAUAUAUUGAACUAUGUUAGCACAUACACACACACUCUAAAAGCAGAAUUGACAUACGGUGUUUCAUAUAACAAUCUUUCUGUGACAAUUCCACACCCUUUCCUGAGGCAGGUUUGACUAUCCAUUAAUUCCAGCAAUAGCAUCAUUGUAUUUACUUCACAAAUAUUUAUUGAGCACCUACUAUGUGUUUAGGCAUUAUCCUAAAUGCUGAGGAUACUGCAGGGGCCAGAGGAGGGUUGCGAGGAGACAAGAACAAAAACCCCUGUCUUUAUUAAGCUGAUAAUAUCAUCUUAAAGUUUCUGUCUUCAAAAUUACCCUGGAAGACUGCAAUUAGAUGUGUUCAAAGAAGCCAAGCUAAAGGUAGAAGAGGACCCUCACUGAACCAUGUGGCUACCUUGCCUCUGUCUUCUCAUCCAUAUGGCCAUUACAUAGUAGCUCCAGCUUCUGCUAACUCAAGGAUCACUCAGUGAUCAACCAUAUGUGGAGGAUUACAAUCCUCCUUUCUGUGAGAGAAAGUGAAAGUCUCUUUGCCUAGUUUGAGAUCUGCUUUCUUCUUCUUUUUGGGACCUGACAUGAGCUGGUCAUAAGAGAAAAACCCAGAACUAAAAAACAAUGGCGUCUAAUUCCAACUUGUUUCCUCUUGAGUUUCUAAUGGUUGGGGUAUUUAUUAAAUAAGUACGGCUUGAUGCAGAGACAUCCAGACCUACCAUUCAGGUGUGGGGUUCUAGAAAUGUGGAACUCAGGGAUUCUUCCAGAAGACUUCUGUCCUGCCUAAAUCAGGUCUGAAAGGCCUCUGAAGAAAUGGAACAACAGUCUGUGUGUACUCACCCUUGGUCUUUCAUCGAAGUUGCUCCUGGGAAUCCCUCGAAGAUAUUUUCUGACCACACACUCAUGAGUUCCUUGAAGUAGAGUAAUCUUAGGUGCUCAGAGAAACUCCGUGGUUCCUUCACCACAGGAGCAACUCGAGAUGUGAGGUCCUCUGGAUCAUCAGGGUUGGCAAAAGCACGCAGCAGAACUCCAGGAAAACUGCUGGCAUUUGGUUUGUGCUGUCAGAUCAAUCCUAGGAUUUCAACAGCAAAAAUACCCACCAUUGUCCUGUGUGAAAUCUGGGCGUUACCCUGGUGCCUCAUGUAAAGUUAGCCUUCUAGUAUCCAAACGAAUUCUCUUCAUGGUAGACUCUUCACAACCAAGAAUUGAACUUCCCAGCCCUCAUGCUACCAAAUCCAGUUCUCCAAGACGGCUCCUGGGAAUGCUUCUUCAUGUCUGAGCACCUUGCCCUCAGCAUGUUUCAUAAAUGGGUAGAAUGUGUGAUUGAUGGCCUUUUUAUUUUAUUGAAAGCUUGUUUUUUUCUGUAGAAAUUCUGAAAUUUCAAGAUGUUCUUCAUUACUUUGUCAUGUGACAAAUAUUUCAAGAAACACCCAGCUAUUUAAAAAUCUUUAGACAGACUUCAUGAAGGAAAGACAUAUACACAUCCUACUUGUUUAAUAAAUACUCCAACCAUUAGGAACUCUAGGGGAGAGAAGUUGGUAAUUAUUUAAUGAACUUUCUGUGUAGUCACUUUCAUGUAAAGUAUAGCUAGGGACUCAGACGGAGCCUUUCACUGCAGCCCUGAAAUUACUACCAUUAGUAAUGUAAAAUUACUUUUCCUAAUGUGCCUAGCAGUCUCAUUUGCCUAUACCACAGGUCCUCAAACAUUGUCUUGUUCAAUGUUGUUUCACUAUAAACUGAUGAGGAAAAACUGAUUUCCCGCUGGGGUCACUAUCUGUGUAGGAUUUACACUUUCCUCCCAUGUCUGUGAGGGUUUUCCCCAGGACUUGGUUUUCCUCCCACAUCCCAGGGACAUGCAUGAUAGCUGAUUGGAGUGUCUACAUAGUCCCAGUCUGAGUGAGCAUGGGUUUGUGUGUGAGAGCGCCCUGUGAUGGGAUGGCAUCCUGGCUAGGGUUGGUAACCACCUUUCACCCUGAAGCUGCUGGGAUAGGCUGUGGCCACCCACAGCCCUGAACUGGAAGAAAUGGGUAAAUAAUUAUCUUACUUACUUUAAUUAAUCUUUCUUAAAUGCAUACAUAAAUCACAUUUAUUUCAAUGAUUAAUAUUAGAAGUGCUUUGGUCUUUAUUUAGAAGUUUGGUGAUGUUUUUGUGUCCAGGAAUACACCAUAGAAAUUUAACUCUUGUUUCUAUCAAUUAGCCUAUGGUAGAAUUGGCUUAACUAGAAAUCAUUUUGCUUAAAGUCAUAAUUUUUAAGAACCUAUCAACGACAUUAACUGAGGACUUACUGUAAUUGCCCAAGAAUUGUAGCCUUUGAAUUCAUUCCUGGAUGAGAGAAAAGAUAUUUCUAUAAUAUAUACUCUUAUUUAAGAAACCAGGGGUUUUCCAAAGAAAGAAAAUAUCACAGUGCUUCUCUGUAUGAUCACACUGUAUCAAGAAAAGAUGGAUCCACAGAGGCUGAAGCAAAACUCUUGCAGAUGUAAUAGGUGCCACCUCACUGUUUCCUCAUUGUUUUUCUAGGUCUAAUGAAAACAUAAAGAUUGAGGGCUUGGCCUCACCCUGGUAAUAUGAUCAAAAAUAGAACUGUGGUAGUAAAAAUGAGAGCAUCAGAAGAAUCAUAUUCAGGGGAAGGACAGGCCUCAAAAAGGGGAGAUUACUCUGAGUAAUUCAUGCUCCUUUUCUCCUUUUUCCUGUGUGAAAUUCAGUGUUUCCUUUAUCAUUUUUUUUAGAAGAAGGCUAUGCUCAGGAUCUUUAGAAGCUGGUGGUAACUUUACAAUCACUGGCUCCACUAGGCAAUGAGAGACUUGCUAAAGGAGAAACAGACUAUGAAGGUAAAACAUUCUACCCAGAAUGGCCACUCUGCGUGCUUUAUGAAUGAAUCCAAGUUUUGGAAGUUGUGGGAAUGUGUUCAGUCGAAAUUUUUCAAUUGCUUGCACUGGGGAACCACCCUCAUCACUAGGCCUGGGGAUUAUGAACCAAAACCAGGGAUUCCAGCCUCUGAGUCAGGGCGAGUGCCUUGAAAGGGAGGAUGCAGGGAACUGGGCUCAGUGCCGCUCCUAAAAUACCGUUCCCCUCCUGGAGGUCAGGUCUGGCAGGGUUUAAUGACUCAAUUCAUGCAGUGAGUGGCAUCUUGGUAGCUCAAGGGAGGUAGGCAACACCAUUCAACACAAACUGGGAUUGAAGGUUGUUGGGUGGAGUGGCUAUGAGCUGGACACCUAAGAGGUUGUAGUCUCUGAGAGGUCAAAGAAAGCUUUUGCCAAGCCUGUCAGAUGAGUCAACAGAUAGAGACUUCCAUCUCUGUGUUCAUCCAUUCUAAUUUUUUAAUAGCACCAAAUAUAUAGAAAGUCCAGAAAUGAAUUAUCUGAUGUUGGGUAUUUAUAACAGAUGUUCGAUGGUUGGUUGAUUAGUGUUAGUUAUUUCCAGUGCAUGGGUUGCCUCUGGCAUAAGUGUUGAAUGAAACAAAUAAAAAAUAUUUUUAUAUAUACAUAUAAUGUACCCAAGAAAUUUAAAAAUAAAAGUAAAAAUAAAAAAAAUUUUAGUAAGCAGCAUAGCAAGACCCUGUUUCUACAAAAAAAUAAAAAAUUAGCCAGGUGUGGUGGUGCACAUCUGUAGUUCUAGCUACUCAGGAGGCUGACGCAGGUGGAUCGCUUAAGCCUAGAAGUUCGAGGCUGCAGUGAGCUAUGAUUGCACCACUGCACUACAGCCUGAGUGACAGAGUGAGACCUCAUCUCUUUAAAAACAAAUUUUUUUGAGUUAAAAUAUUAUUUCAAGAGGACCUAGUUAAAGGUUAAUUUUCUGGCAUACAAAGUGAGCAGACCAAAUGGGUUUAAAACUUUAACAGCAUGAUUCAUCUGGCAAGACCAUUCCUUUUUCUUUUUUCCUGCGCCUUUAUCUGCAAAGCUCUAAAAUGGCCUUAGGAAUAAAGCAAGGUAGUUAACAUUUUUAAAGCAAAUUCAAAAGCAAGACAGAAAUGAAAUGAUCCCUUCUUACCUGCAUCUUCCCCUGAUAUCUCUGUAGUCUGACCCUAGGGAAUGAGUGCUGUGUGGAUCAGAUCAAGAGAGAUGAUUGGUUUACUACUUCUGAAGACUCUGAAGCUUUUGCUAACCCUCAAAGUGACCUAACCUCUUGGGGACAGAGGGGCAUUUAGUCUUGAAUAAUAUAGACCAACCAAGAACUCCUAUGGCCCUGUAAGUCCUUACCCAUGUAGCUACUGAAGUGAGCUUUGGGGAGAGAGAACUGCCAUCCCCCCAGACAUUGUAAGGCAGACCCCUUGAGGCAGCCACAAGUCAACUGCUCACAUUUUUGGCUGGUGCCCCUCAGCAGACUAGCUCUAGUUAUAAGGGGAUGUUCUAAAUAACCCCAAUGGAACAAUCCACAGUCACUUACUAAGUACCUAAUAAAACCAUGUAUAACUCCCUCCUACCUACUCUUGGGUAGAUAGCCUCUGAAGAGCCUCUGGAUUCAUAAAAUUCACCCUGAAAUGAAUAUUUCUCCAAAAAGUACUUGGGGUCUCUUCCACAUACCCAUAUCUCACUUCCCUUCCCUUUCACGCCCACAGCAAGGCCUAUCACUGCAAACUGGCAAUGAGGCAAGGUGGCUGGGAGGUGCGCCUACCUGGGGGAGUUCUGUUGUUUUUAUAACCAGUGCCAGCUCUGAGUGUGUGGUGAGUAAGAGCCUCUUCCUCUUCCCUCUGGGCUGCCCUCCUCUCCCAUGCCAAUCUCAUUGCUGGCCUGUUGCAGAUAUGGUGGUAAGCAAGGGCGGCUGCCUGGCUCUGAUGCUUCCCAGACUUGGGUCUGCAAACUCAAGAAGACAACAAAAUGUAGAUGUGUGUGCAGACCCAGGCCAUGCAGAUAUUGGUGACUCUAACUUCCUCAGCUCAGAACACCUCACCUCUGGCCCCCAGCACAGGAAAGCAGCGUGGUCAGGAGGGGUUAAACUUCGGCUGAAGCACAGGCGCAGUGAGCCUGCAGGCCGACCUCACUCAUGGCACACAACUAAGUUUGGGGAGAACCAACCUGAUGCCAGCAUGAUGCAGAUAUCUCAGGGCAUGAUUGGCCCUCCUUGGCACCAAAGCUACCAUUCCAGCUCCUCUACCAGUGAUCUCUCCAACUAUGACCAUGCCUAUCUAAGGCGGAGCACUGACCAGUGCAGCUCCCAGGGGAGCAUGGAGAGCCUGGAGCCCAGUGGGGCAUACCCACCCUGCCAUCUUUCUCCUGCCAAGUCCACCGGCAGCAUUGACCAGCUCAGCCACUUCCAUAACAAGAGAGACUCGGCUUACAGCUCUUUCUCCACCAGUUCUAGCAUUCUAGAGUAUCCACCCCCUGGCAUCUCUGGCCGGGAGCGUUCAGGCUCCAUGGACACAACUUCUGCUCGAGGUGGCCUCCUCGAAGGGAUGAGGCAGGCAGAUAUUCGCUAUGUGAAGACAGUCUAUGACACCCGGAGGGGAGUCUCAGCAGAGUAUGAGGUGAACUCUUCAGCCCUGCUGCUUCAAGGUAGGGAGGCCCGAGCCUCAGCAGAUAGUCAGGGCUAUGAUAAAUGGUCUAAUAUUCCUCGGGGUAAGGGAGUGCCACCCCCAUCCUGGAGCCAGCAGUGCCCCAGUUCCUUGGAGACUGCCACUGACAACCUUCCUCCUAAAGUGGGUGCACCCCUGCCUCCAGCUCGGAGCGAUAGUUAUGCAGCGUUUAGGCACCGUGAGCGGCCCAGCUCCUGGUCUAGCCUUGAUCAGAAACGGCUCUGUCGGCUUCAGGCAAACUCUUUAGGCUCCCUGAAGUCUCCAUUCACAGAGGAGCAGCUGCACACUGUGCUGGAGAAGAGUCCAGAGAACAGCCCCCCAGUGAAGCCCAAGCAUAGUUAUACCCAGAAGGCCCAACCUGGCCAACCUCUGCUGCCGACCAGCAUCUACCCAGUACCUUCCCUGGAGCCACACUUUGCCCAGGUGCCCCAGCCUUCUGUGAGUAGCAAUGGGACUCUCUACCCUGCACUGGCCAAGGAGAGUGGAUACAUAGCUGCUCAGGGAGCGUGCAACAAGAUGGCUACCAUUGAUGAGAAUGGGAACCAGAAUGGAUCUAGCAGGCCUGCCUUUGCCUUCUGCCAGCCCUUAGAACAUGACUUGUUGUCUCCGGUAGAGAAGAAACCGGAAGCUACAGCCAAGUAUGUCCCCUCUAAAGUCCAUUUUUCUUCAGUGCCUGAAAAUGAGGAGGAUGCCUCCCUGAAGAGACAUUUCACACCUCCCCAAGGCAACAGCCCACAUCCCAAUGAGAGAAAGAGCACCCACAGCAACAAACCAUCUUCUCAUCCCCACAGCCUCAAAUGCCCUCAGGUCCAGGCCUGGCAAGCGGGUGAAGACAAGAGACCUUCCAGGCCCUCAGAGCCCUGGGAGGGCGAUUUCCAGGAAGACCACAAUGCCAACCUCUGGAGGAGGCUGGAGAGAGAAGGCCUAGGUCAGAGUCUAUCAGGCAACUUUGGCAAGACCAAGUCAGCCUUCUCAUCUCUCCAGAACAUACCUGAGAGUCUGAAAAGACACAGCAGCCUGGAGCUAGGCCGGGGAGCCCAGGAGAGUUACUCCGGGGGCAGGUCCACCUGUGCAGUCAACACCAAGGCGGAAGACCCUGGGAGGAAAGCUGCUCCUGACUCCGGGAGCCAUCUGGACGGGCAUGUUUCCUACCCACGGCCCGAGGGGAGAACUGGUGUCUCGGCAUCUUUCCGCAGCGCAGACCCAAGGCCCGAAGAACCGCCCUCCCCCUCGCACCCGCACACAUCCAGUCUUGGACGGAGGGGGCCCGGCCCAGGCAGCACCUCGGCUCUUCAAGGCUUUCAGUACGGGAAGCCCCACUGCUCGGUGCUGGAGAAGGUCUCCAAAUUCGAGCAGCGAGAGCAAGGGAGCCAUAGACCGAGUGUGGGCGGCCCCGGUUUUGGUCAUAACUAUAGGCCCCGCAGGACCGUCUCAACUUCCAGUACUUCUGGGAAUGACUUUGAGGAGACAAAAACCCACAUGCGUUUCUCUGAGUCAGCGGAAGCCCUAGGCAAUGGGGAGCAGCACUUCAAAAACAGGGAGCCGAAGCUGGAGGAGGCCUGCCGGCAGCCCUGCGGUCAGCAGCUGAGCGGAGGAGCCGUGGACAGCGGCCGUGGCCCGCAGAGGCCGGACGCUCGUCUCCUCCGCAGCCAGAGCACCUUCCAGCUCUCCAGCGAGCCAGAGAGGGAGGCCGAGUGGCAGGACAGGCCCGGCUCGCCCGAGUCGCCCCUGUUGGAUGCCCCUUUCAGCCGCGCCUACCGGAACAGCAUCAAGGACGCACAGUCCCGCGUUUUGGGGGCCACGUCCUUUCGACGCCGGGACCUGGAACUAGGGGCGUCUACGGCAUCGAGGCCCUGGCGGCCACGGCCCUCCUCGGCCCACGUGGGGCUGCGGAGCCCUGAGGCACCAGCCUCCGCCUCCCCGCACACGCCCCGGGAGCGGCACAGCGUGACCCCUGCAGAGGGCGACCUGGCCAGGCCGGCGCCCCCUGCCGCCCGGAGAGGGGCUCGCAGGCGCCUGACCCCCGAGCAGAAGAAGCGCUCCUACUCAGAGCCCGAGAAGAUGAACGAGGUGGGGGUCGCGGAGGAGGCUGAUCCGGCACCCCUGGGCCCUCAGAGGAAGGGGAUGCGUUUCCCGGAGAGCAGCGUAGCAGACCGGCGCCGCCUCUUUGAGCGCGAUGGCAAGGCCUGCUCCACGCUCAGCCUGUCGGGGCCCGAGCUGAAGCAGUUCCAGCAGAGCGCCCUGGCCGACUACAUCCAGCGCAAGACGGGCAAGUGGCCGGGCUCCGCCGUGGGCUGUGGCCUCCUGGAGCCUGGGCCACUGCGUGAGCGCGCCCAGAGCACAUACCUCCAGCCCGGCCCCGCGGCACCGGAAGGCCCUGGCCUCGCCUCGGCCUCCAGCCUGAGCUCGCUGCGGGAACCCAGCCUGCAGCCCCGCAGGGAGGCCACGCUCCUGCAGGCCACUGUUGCAGAAACCCUGCAGGCUCCUCGAGAUCGCAGCAGCUCCUUCGCAGGUGGCCGCCGCCUCGGGGAACGGCGACGUGGGGACCUCCAGGUCCCAAGGGAGCUGCUCAGUGGAGCAAACGGUGGAACAAGGGACACCCAGAGGGUGGAUGAGACCUCCAGGGAGCCACCCUCCUGGGGGGCCAGGGCCGGGAAGUCCAUGUCGGCAGAGGACCUGCUGGAACGCUCAGAUGUCCUCGCCGUCCCUGUCCACGUGAGGUCCAGGUCAUCUCCCGCCACUGCAGACAAGUACCAGGAUGUGCUUUUGGGAGAAGAAAAUGGCUUUGGUCUUGUCAAGGAUCCAUGUUAUUUGGCUGGCCCUGGAUCUAGGCCACUCUGUUCAGAAAGAGGCCAAGAAGAGACGCCAUUGCUCUCCCACCAUCCCACCCCUCGUUGGGGUGGUUCAGGCUGCAAAAACAUCGGUGAUUCCUCCGUUCCUAGUGAAUGUCCUGGAACCCCAGACCAUCAGAGGCAAGCCAGCAGGACACCCUGCCCCAGGCCACCACUGGCAGGAACGCAAGGGCAGCUCACAGACACCAGGGCUACACCCCUGACCCCACUUGGUACCCCUCUGCCUUCAGCCAUUCCCUCUGGCUACUGCUCACAGGAUAGUCAGACAGGGCGACAGUCUCUCCCACCCUACACCCCUGCCGUGACCCACAGAAGCAAUGGUCACACCCUGACCCAGCCUCCCGGUCCAAGAGGCCGUGAGGGCGACGGCCCAGAGCAUGGCGUAGAAGAGGGAAUGAGGAAGAGGGUCUCGUUGCCUCAGCGGCCGACUCCGUCUCAAGGGAAGUGGGUCCACUCAGCCAGAGAGGACAGCCUUCCUGAGGAAUCCUCAGCUCCUGAGUUUGCAGACCUCAAGCACUAUCAAAAACAGCAGAGUCUUCCAAGUUCAUGCAGCACUUCCGACCCAGACACGCCUGUUGGGGCCCCAAGCACUCCAGGGAGGAUCUCCCUCCGAAUAUCUGAGUCCAUCCUGUGGGAUUCCCCAUCACCUCAUGAGGAUUGUGACGACGAAGUGUUUAUGAGGGAUCUGCACCCCAAGGCCACAUCCAGCCCCACAUUUGAAACUCUUCCCCCACCCCCACCUCCUCCACUGAGUCAGGAAACCCCGGUAUAUAGCAUGGAUGACUUCCCUCCACCUCCUCCCCACGCUGCGUGUGAGGCGCAGCUGGACAGUGAGGACCCCGAAGGGCCACGCCCCAGCUCCAACAAACUUUCUAAGGUGACAAUUGCAAGGGAAAGGCAUGUGCCUGGUGCAACCCAUGUGGUAGGUAGUCAGACACUGGCUUCCAGACUCCAAACUUCUAUCAAGGGUUCAGAGGCUGAAUCCAAACCACCUUCCAGCAUGAGUGUGCAGCCGCAACUUGCUGGGUCUCUUGGUGGGCAGCCAGCACCCACCCAGACUCAAAGCCUCACCCAUGAUCAAGUCAAUGGAGCUCAGGGUUUAGAAAAGAAAGUCAGUUCUGAUCCUCAGAAGAGCUCAGAAGACAUUAGAACAGAGGCUCUGGCCAAGGAAAUUGUCCACCAAGACAAAUCUCUGGCAGACAUUCUGGAUCCAGACUCCAGGCUGAAGACAACGAUGGACCUGAUGGAAGGUUUGUUUCCCCGAGAUGUGAACUUGCUGAAGGAACACAGUGUAAAGAGGAAGGCCAUGCAGAGAACUGUCAGCUGCUCAGGAUGUGGAGGCAAAAGGAAUGAAGACAAGGAAGCAGUGGGCAUGCUGGUCAACUGCCCUGCCUACUACAGUGUGUCUGCUCCCAAGGCUGAGCUGCUGAACAAAAUCAAAGAGAUGCCAUCAGAAGUGAAUGAGGAAGAGGAACAGGUGGAUGUCAAUGAAAAGAAGGCUGAGCUCAUUGGAAGCCUCACCCACAAGCUGGAGACCCUCCAGGAGGCGAAGGGGAGCCUGCUCAUGGACAUCAAACUCAACAAUGCCCUGGGAGAAGAGGUGGAGGCUCUGAUCAGUGAGCUCUGCAAGCCCAAUGAAUUUGACAAGUACAGGAUGUUCAUAGGGGACUUGGACAAGGUGGUCAACCUGCUACUCUCCCUCUCGGGGCGUCUGGCCCGUGUUGAGAACGUCCUUAGUGGCCUUGGUGAAGAUGCCAGUAAUGAAGAAAGGAGCUCUCUCUAUGAGAAAAGGAAGAUCCUUGCUGGGCAGCACGAGGAUGCCCGGGAGCUGAAGGAGAACCUGGAUCGCAGGGAGCGGGUGGUGCUGGGCAUCCUGGCCAAUUACCUUUCUGAGGAGCAGCUCCAGGACUACCAGCACUUCGUGAAAAUGAAGUCCACACUCCUCAUCGAGCAGCGGAAACUGGACGACAAGAUCAAGCUGGGCCAGGAGCAGGUCAAGUGUCUGCUGGAGAGCCUGCCCUCGGAUUUCAUUCCCAAGGCCGGGGCCCUGGCUCUGCCCCCAGACCUCACGAGUGAGCCCACUCCUACCGGGAGCUGUACUUUCGGUGGUAUUUUCCCAACAUUACCCUCUCCACUUUAACCUCUUCUAAAAUACCCAACCAAAAGAUGACUGUUUCUAUCAACACUAUUUAAUCUGAAAAAUGUUUCAGUACAAACCACUGUUUGAACUAUCUGGGUUAUUGGUGUUUGUUCUGGAUGAAAGGAAAAAAAUUCUCUCCAGGAGGAAGCCUGUUUUUUCCUUCUUGCCCUUCCUGAUUGAUCUUCUGAGAGCUUGAAUGCUGCUGGACACAUACCCCUUUCUAUUAUUACUUUGUAGUAGAAAGUAAGUUAAUGAAACAGAACUGAUUGGAGGGUGUUUGAUCAUUUAGUCUUUAACAGGCUGAGGCAACAUGGAUCCGUGUGUGUCCCCCUCAGGAAUGUAUCCACAGUGGCCUUCCUUGCUGGUGGGCAGUGUAUCCUGAUGGCAGGGUACAAGUACCAUUAAUGAAGGGUCUGCAACAUAAAGCCUUAAAAAGACACACACUAAGAAGAAAUUGUAAAACCUUGAACAUUGUUAUUUAUAUUUUUUAAAAUGGAAACGAUCAUUGUUUGUUGUGCUAACCACUUACUUGAUUCUGUUUUGUGGUGGACGUAGAUAAUUACGUUUGAGCUUUGUAUUUUGUGAAAACCUUAAUGAAAUGAAUUCCAAAGAUAGUCA